GGGUGUCCUCCUGGGAACUUUGUCUUCAUUAAUGAUGCGGGGGAUACCGCCACAUGUGAUCCGUUCAAUCCUCCGAAUGCUCCUUGCCCAGAAGGAUUCACCUGCCAGUGGUCCACGGCGAAUCAAAGAUAUCAGUGCUGCGGUUCGAAUCCUUCACCGCCAUCCGUCAGAGUUAUGGAGUGCUCUGCUGACGAGAUUUCCGUGAAUGGUCUGUGCUUGCCACGUGUUGGGCAUGGGCAGGACUGCCAACAGUCUGAACAAUGUACUGGUGGAGCAGUUUGCGAUGCCGGAAUCUGCGUCUGUCCCCCAUCCACUCAGUCGAUAGGCGGGUUCUGUCAGGCCGAACUUAAAUGUGCACCAGAGCAGGUCAAGCAGGGAAAUGUCUGCCACAACCGAGCUGAACUGGGCAAACCGUGUGAGAUCUCGGAACAGUGUCCUGAUCAGGCAUCGUGCGUUGAAGGAGUUUGUGAGUGCAACGGGAAGAUGAUAAAUUUGAAUGGCAAAUGCGCAUCGGCGAGCGCUCGUUCAAAAAUAGUCCAGAGCAAAUCUGGUGCAUCAAAAUGUUCGAAUGCCAAUUCGAAAGCAUUGAUCUCGGCGGAUACUGGAAGGGUAGUGUUCUGCAGCCCCAAGGUGUGUCCAUUAGGACGUGUACCGUAUCUCAUCAACGGCCUACCGCAAAAAUGUGUUAAGCAACGUUGUCCGAAAGGUUAUGAGUGCACUUACAAGAACCACGACUACCUGUGUUGUUCGACUGCAGGCAAAAAGCCUGGAAAGCAGCAGAGCACGAUUUCUACUGCAAGUAAGUGA
This is a messenger RNA of Cooperia oncophora, 807 nucleotides long. Lineage: Eukaryota; Metazoa; Nematoda; Chromadorea; Rhabditida; Trichostrongylidae. The record is from the annotation of a GenBank genome assembly.